Lipotes vexillifer (Yangtze River dolphin) is the source of this 1077-nucleotide messenger RNA. It is a transcript of the gene TDRD10, whose product is annotated as tudor domain containing 10. Gene Ontology annotation, molecular function: RNA binding; protein kinase A regulatory subunit binding. The record is from RefSeq and is a predicted model, not a curated record. Gene Ontology annotation, cellular component: mitochondrion; membrane. NCBI's taxonomy places the organism in Eukaryota, Metazoa, Chordata, Mammalia, Artiodactyla, Lipotidae.
AUGCUAAGACCUGUGUUUGACAGGUCCUGGAGCAGCAGUGACUUCCGACCCUCUGCUGAAGUAUUUGGGAAGAAUGGAGUGUUGGAGGAACAGAAAUCUCCAAGAUUCAAGAAAAGAGAGACAGAGGUGUAUGUUGGCAAUCUCCCGCUGGAUAUCUCUGAGGAGGAAAUUCGGUGCCUUCUAAAGGACUUCAACCCUCUCCAUGUCCGCAAAAUCCAGAAUGGCUGCAAAUGCUUCGCAUUUGUAGAUGUGGGCUCCAUGCAGAAAGUGGCGCUUGUGAUCCAGGAGCUGAAUGGGAAGCUCUUCCGCAAACGAAAACUGUACGUGAAUUCCAACAAAAGGUCUCCCAAGAGGACCCUUGAUGUGACUGAGUGGACUCAGGAACUGCUGGGUUUGGAGAAGGCCUCUGGUCAAGGAUUUGCUGGAACCACUGCUUGUACACAGCUCGUUUCUAAAGCUUCUGUUGACCCCUGUAAGACAGAGAAACCGAGGACAAGCAUCUUUGCAGUUCCCAUGGAAAUGAGAGGGUCCUUCUUGGUGCUGCUCUUGAGGGAAUGCUUCCGAGACCUGGGCUGGCUGGCCACCAUCCACAGCAUCGGCGGGGACGUGGGGCUGUUGGUGACUAGUAUUGUCCCUCAGACCCCCUUCUUCUGGGCCAUGCAUGUCACGGAGACGCUGCACCAGAACAUGCAGGCGCUGUUCAGAGCCCUGGCCGAGGCAGAGGAGCAGCAGCCCUACCUGCACGACUCAGCUGUGCGGCGCGGGACCCGCUGUCUGGCCGAGUACCAACUGGGUGAUUACGGAUGGGCCUGGAACAGGUGCUGGGUGCUGGACCGAGUGGACUCCUGAGCUGUUGUCAUGUUCAUCGAUUUCGGCCAGUCGGCCACCAUCCCAGUGCAGUCCCUGCGCAGCCUGGAUAGUGACGACUUCUGGACCAUCCCCCCGCUGGCUCAGCCAUUCAUGCUGGAGAAAGAUAUUUGGAGUUCAUAUCAGGUUAUCCAUCGCAUCCUCAAAGGGAAAAUCAAUGGUGCUUUGAACUUGGAGUCGCACAUCCUAAAGUUUGAAGAGUUUAAAUAA